CUUCUUCACCGUCUGUGCCCCGGAUGUAGUUAGCUUACAGAAUCUGUAUCCUGCGGUCUGAUUCAUGUUGUGAUUAAAGGACAAAAUAAAACAAAAUGUCAGGGCAGACGCUAACAGUGACAGUUGCUUACGGAUCUACGAAGCACAGCAUCACAGUAACUGGCCAAGAUGAUGACAAGAGUCCCACAGUCAAAGACCUGGCAGAUGCUCUCACACAAGCCACGGGAGUCCCUCAAACCUCACAGAAACUGAUAUUCAAAGGUAAAUCUCUGAAGGACAUGGAGGAGAGUCUGACCAGCUAUGGAGUAAAAGAAGGCUGCAAACUCAUGAUGAUAGGCAAGCGGAACAGUCCAGAGGAAGAGGUGGAGCUGAAGAAGCUGAAAGACAUCGAGAAGUCUGUGGAACAGACGGCAAAGAAACUGGAGAAAGUAGACGGGGAGCUGACUGGGCUCAAAAAUGGCUUCCUGGCUAAAGACCUCCAGGCAGAGGCGCUGGGAAAACUAGACCACAGAGUGAAAAUAGCUGCAGAGCAGUUUAUGAAGAUCCUGGAGCAGAUUGAUGCUUUGACUCUCCCUGAAAACUUCAGUGACUGCAGAAUGAAGAAAAAGGGACUUGUGAAGACAGUCCAGGAUUUCCUGGCCCAGUGUGACAAGAUUGAAGCUUGUAUAUCAGACCACCUAUCAAAGAUCCAGUCGAAAAAUCUCGCUCUGGCCGAGUAGAGCUAGAAAAUGUCCAACUUUGUGUGAUAUACAUUGCUCUGUGAGCAACUGCAAAGUGUACAGUAAAUAUGGAGCAGAUCCUUGAUUAUUUAUUGUUGCUGUGAUGUGUGUGAGAGAGCCCUCAUCCUAGAUGUUGAAACCAUGUACAUCUUGGAUAUGUCAUCAGGGUUGAAGAUUGAUAUGAAGUGCCCCUUAAGAUAUUCAUACCACAGUAGCACUAUGAAAGGAUCAGUGGUGCUUUGAACUGUGGCAGAUCCCCUUGAUGCAACCAAAACUGGAGCUCAAUAAAACUGCCACAGUCUAAUGAUGAUCAGCGUUCUCCAUAAUGAUGUCAGAAAACUGUUUCCAGUUUUUCCACCCAAUACCUCACCAUCUGUACAGUAACGUAAAGAGAACAUGUUCGGUUUUUCUUGUAUGUUCAAACUGUUAAGUGUAUCAAAUGGCAGUUUUUACACACAUGGCCAAAAGUCUGUGGACACUCUUACAUUAAUUUGCUGUUCAACAGCCUUUAUUCCAUAUUAUUUUUCAUAAUUUGGGAACAUGGCUGCAGAGAUAAUCAUUAAGAGCUGGUGCUGCUCUGAGGGUCAGGCUGUGUACUAUCAGAAGCAGGGAACCCCUUUACUCAUCCUGGUUUGUGCAUUUUCAUGUUGUUACAAGAACAGUUAUUCUCAGCUUGUUUUAUUUGGGGCUUAUAAUUAAUGUAAAAGCAUCAAGAAAACAUAAAGAGAAUUUUCACUUGUUCAAUAGAUUGUAUUAAUUGAGAAAUCACUCACCCAAGCCCACAGCAUAAAAAAGCCUAAGAAGAACUCAGCGCUGUUCACAUACUUCUGGCCGAUCGUGUAUGUAUUUAUUUUACACUGAGAGUCAACGCCUUUUGUUUAAUCCAGUGAUUCCCCCUGUGUAAUCUUGUAGCUCCAAAUGAUUGUGAACUGUGGAAUGGGUAUGACUUUGAACCAACAUGAACACAUCACAUCUGUCAGGAUCAUUUUAAAAUAAAACCUUCUGAAAAUUUCAA
Molecule: messenger RNA, 1734 nt
Organism: Notolabrus celidotus (New Zealand spotty)
Lineage: Eukaryota; Metazoa; Chordata; Actinopteri; Labriformes; Labridae
Gene: bag1
Product: BCL2 associated athanogene 1
Exons: 7
Coding region: 96-719 (207 amino acids)
Biological process (GO): protein stabilization
Cellular component (GO): membrane; nucleus; cytoplasm
Molecular function (GO): adenyl-nucleotide exchange factor activity; protein-folding chaperone binding
Source: RefSeq, a predicted model, not a curated record